AUGGAAGCAGCAAAAGUUGAUGGCAGUUUAGAUAAACAAUGCUGCGGAUGCUCGGAGAGAUUUAGUAGCGAGGAGGAACUGAGAGCACAUUCCGAGAAAACGCACGCACUCGAACCAUCUCCGUCGACUGAAGCGCGCCCCUUCCAAUGUGGUAUCUGCUACCGUUGGUUUAAAUCGGCCCGUGGCGUUCUAGACCACCGGAGCGACAGGCGUAACCGACACUAUCAGUGCGCGACCUGUGGCCAGCGAUUUAGUAGACCUUCGCGGCUGGCCGUACACGAAAAUCUGCAUUCCAAAGCAAAGGCAUUUGCUUGCGACCAGUGUGGCGAAACGUUUCACAAUCUCUAUGCCCGGCGCGUUCACAUCAGGAAGAGCCACGGCGGUGCCGUUAAAGACGGGCCCGUAACCACGGGCAACGAGUGCCAACAGUGUGGUAAAUCGUUUCGUUCGGCGAGCUACUUGAAAAGUCACCAAAAAUUACACGCCAACGAGGCGCCCCACAAAUGUACGGUAUGUGGGGCUCAGUUUAAACUGCCAGUUUAUCUGAAGUGGCACAUGAAAAUCCAUAGUGGAACGUACAGCUGCAAUCACUGCAACCUCGCCUUCAAAGGACCAUUCGAUCUGCGGGAACACCAGAACCGCCACAUUGGCUACAAGGAGUUCGUUUGUACAAGUUGUGACAAAAAUUUCUACACCAAAAAAGAGCUCAACAAACACGAACGGCGUACACACGAACGAAAGCCAAAGGCUGCUAAGAGCUAA
This is a messenger RNA of Anopheles cruzii, 762 nucleotides long. RefSeq names its product gastrula zinc finger protein XlCGF7.1-like. The record is from RefSeq and is a predicted model, not a curated record. Bases 1 to 762 code for a protein of 253 amino acids. The transcript has a single exon. Gene Ontology annotation, molecular function: DNA-binding transcription factor activity; RNA polymerase II cis-regulatory region sequence-specific DNA binding. NCBI's taxonomy places the organism in Eukaryota, Metazoa, Arthropoda, Insecta, Diptera, Culicidae. Gene Ontology annotation, biological process: regulation of transcription by RNA polymerase II.